AUGGCAGGAAUCCACAUCCUGCUCGCCCGAGUCCCGUUGAUCUCCGCCACCCACAGAGGCCCUGUGGUAAACUUGGUAGCAUGGAUUGCAGUGGUGACGAUGUGCCUGGCAGUGAUCACUGUUUUGGUCAGCAAGCUUGUGGUCUUGAGGAGACUGGCAUGGAACGACUCAAUCAUUAUUGCGGCAAUGGCACUUUCCAUCGGAUUUACUGUCGCAAUCAACCAGCAAGUCAGCGGAGGACUGGGCUCUGAGAUCUCAACCUUGACAGGCGACCAGUAUGAGAAAUUCCAAAAGGCCGGAUAUGCCUGGAACAUCCUUUACAUCACCAGUCUUUCCUUCGGCAAGGUAUCGACAUUGUCUUUGCUACUCGCGCUGUCACCGAAUAAAUCUUACCGUAUCCCUAUGCUGGCUACGGGUGGCUUGACGGCAGUGUGGGCGGUCGCGUCAGUCAUAGCCAGCGCAUUUCAGUGCUCGCUCCCCCACCCAUACCUCAUUACAACCAACAAAUGCUUCAGCCAGGAAGGCUUUUGGGACGCGGUCGGAAUCAUCGACAUUCUCAUCGACGUGGCACUCAUGGCUAUACCGGUUUGGCUGGUGUACAAUCUCCAACUGCCCUUGAAGAAGAAAAUCGCCGUCUGUUUCGCCUUUUCAUUCCGCAUCCUCGCCAUCGCCUGCACGAUCUGGCGUAUCAGCGAAAUGCACCGGUUCUUUGAUCGCAACGCGGACGUCACGUUUGAGAGCUGGCUGCCCACGAUCGCGACUCUGCUAGAGGUCUUCUUCAGCGUCUUCGCAGCGUGCGUACCGCAUCUCCGGCCGUUCAUGGAAUCCAUCCAGGCAGGCUAUCUCUCUGGCGUGAUCCAGGAAGGAGACGGACGGUUCGGCUACGGCAACGACAGCUACUUGAUGGGCAAGAUGGCCCAGAGCAAGGCCGGAACCUCGGCGAUCCGAAGCCAGGCUCUGAAGAGCGAACUACGGGGUGAGAGCCUCGAUCUCCCGCGCCAGGGAGCCACCAUCGGGCAAAUGAACGACUCGCCUGGUCAUGGGAUCGGGCAAGCUUUGACAAGUACCAAUCGCAUCGUGGUGAACAAAGUCUCCGCGGGGAGGCCGGAGAAGGAAUUCAGUUCCGAGCGGCAUCGCAGCGAAAGCAUCACCUCAGACGGGGGCAGGAGCCAUGGCAGUGACGGGAGCAAGGCCAUGAUCAUCAAGACAACCAAGGAAUGGAGUGUGAGUUAUCAGGACGCUUGA
This is a messenger RNA of Cladophialophora psammophila CBS 110553, 1245 nucleotides long. RefSeq lists its product as uncharacterized. Bases 1 to 1245 code for a protein of 414 amino acids. The transcript is spliced from 2 exons. The record is from RefSeq and is a predicted model, not a curated record. Lineage: Eukaryota; Fungi; Ascomycota; Eurotiomycetes; Chaetothyriales; Herpotrichiellaceae.